Chlorocebus sabaeus (green monkey) is the source of this 1741-nucleotide messenger RNA. Lineage: Eukaryota; Metazoa; Chordata; Mammalia; Primates; Cercopithecidae. The record is from RefSeq and is a predicted model, not a curated record.
AGGCGGGUGGGAGGGCGGGCACAGGGAGAGGCGGGCGCCGAGAAGGGGCAGGUAGGGCUGGGACGCAGGGGUGGCUGGAUCCCCCGACUUCAGCGCAGGCCCUGGUCUGACCACCCUGGGAGCAGGGACUUUCCACAGCCAGCUGGACGCCCACUCAACCCAGUAAAAGAGGGGACCCAUCCUGGGAGCCCCGGGGAGGGCACAGCCGCCUCCUCCUGGGCUCCCCCAUCACCUAGUGCCUACCUUCCCCCUGCCCCCUGCCCCCUGCCCCCUGCUGGGCCUGGUCCUCACCCGGUCCUCACCCCAUCUUUGUCUGGCCUUGGCUCUGCCCUUGAGGGGCCUGGGGGUGCAGCCGGCCUGCUCCGAGCUCCCCUGCAGAUGGAGGAGGCCAUCCUUGUCCCCUGCGUGCUGGGGCUCCUGCUGCUGCCCAUCCUGGCCGUGUUGAUGGCACUGUGUGUGCACUGCCACAGAUUGCCAGCCCUGUCUUUCCCAGGCUCCUAUGACAGCGCAUCCUCAGAUAGUUUGUAUCCAAGGGGCAUCCAGAUCAAACGGCCUCACACAGUCGCCCCCUGGCCACCUGCCUACCCGCCUGUCACCUCCUACCCACCCCUGAACCAGCCAGACCUGCUCCCCAUCCCAAGAUCCCCGCAGCCCCUUGGGGCCUCCCACCGGACACCAUCUUCCAGGCGGGAUUCCGAUGGUGCCAACAGUGUGGCGAGCUACGAGAAUGAGGAACCAGCCUGUGAGGAUGCGGAUGAGGAUGAGGAUGAGGACGACUAUCACAAUCCGGGCUACCUGGUGGUGCUUCCCGACAGCACUCCGGCCGCUAGCACUGCCGCCCCAUCAGCUCCUGCACUCAGCACCCCUGGCCUCCGAGACAGUGCCUUCUCCAUGGAGUCCAUUGAUGAUUACGUGAACGUUCCGGAGAGCGGGGAGAGCGCAGAAGCAUCUCUAGAUGGCAGCCGGGAGUAUGUGAAUGUGUCCCAGGAGCUGCAUCCCGGAGCGGCUAAGACUGAGCCUGCCGCCCUGAGUUCCCAGAAGGCGGAGGAAGUGGAGGAAGAGGGGGCUCCAGAUUACGAGAAUCUGCAGGAGCUGAACUGAGGGCCUGGUGGAGGCCGAGCCUGUCCUGGAACCAAGCUUGUCUGGGACGGCUGGAGCUGGACAGCUGGAAGUGGCUCUGGGGUCCUCACAUGGCGUCCUGCCCUUGCUCCAGCCUGACAACAGCCUGAGAAAUCCCCCCGUAACUUAUUACCACUUUGCGGUUCGGCCUGUGUCCCCCAAACACUCUGCACCUUCUGACGCAGCCUGACAACAAUGACCUGCCCUGGCCCCAGCCCUGCUCUGUGUAAUAGAAUAAAGGCCUGCGUGUGUCUGUGUUGAGCGUGCAUCUGUGUGUGCCCGUGUGUGAGUCUGAAUCAGAGAUUUGGAGAUGUCUGUGUGUGUGUCUGUGUCUGUGUGUGUGUGUCUGUGGGUCUCCAUCCUUCAUGGGGGCUCAGCCAGGUGCUGUGAGUGACAGCAGACAGUGGCUGGGACACUCCCCUUCUGAAUGAGGCCUUCUGACUUGGGCUGGCACUGCUGAGGCUCAGGACACAUCGCCCCAUGAGACAGUCCCAGGACGCGGCAGCUGCUGGCUGUGACAAUGGUUUCGCCAUCCGUAGGCCAAGGGAUGGGACUUGAUGACCUGGGAGGACUCUUAGUUCUUACCUUUUGUGGUUCUCAAUAAAACAGAACUUAAAAAAUC